Molecule: messenger RNA, 4375 nt
Organism: Acanthaster planci (crown-of-thorns starfish)
Lineage: Eukaryota; Metazoa; Echinodermata; Asteroidea; Valvatida; Acanthasteridae
Source: RefSeq, a predicted model, not a curated record
AAAAAUCAAUUCCACGACUGUCUACAAACAGGGUUUAUCAGUAUUCUGAAUACAAACCUUGUUCUAAUCACUGUUCUCUUCGUACAAACUUAAAGCUCCGCCCACAGCUUCGUGAUCAGUAACACGGUUGCCAUUAUCGUCAAAGCGUGUUUUGAUCUUGUGUGCGCGCGCGGAUAUUAUUACAACACAAAAAGCAAGUUAACUACAACGCGGUUCCGUCUGUAGUGUGUUUAUUUACUGUCCUUGACAGCAUGUAAACUUAGCGCACAGUUUCUUCGAGCCAGUUCCGACUCAACUUGAUAUUGUACACCCAGGUCACACUUUAACCACACAGGUAUAGGUUGCAUAUAUCACCGGUAAAUCGGCCUUGCUUUAGAUGAUAAGAAAUGGACAUUCGUUAUCUGUUUAAUCGUAUUACAGGCUGAACAACCUUACUCUGUGGCGUCAUAAUGUCGAAGUUCGAGUGGGAGGUGACCCAGGCCCGUUUCCAGUCGGCUAUGGACCGGUUGGGGUCCGUCAUUGAGGAGUACACCUCCUUCCAGUCAGCGCUGGAGGCGGAGGAGAACUUUUUAUCCAAGAGGCGGGCACGACUUCAGCAGGUCCGCGCUCAUUUUGCCGCCAUUGCCCACAAAGUCGCAGACACUAGACGAGAUCUGGAGUUACUAAGGCGAAAGACAGUUGAAGAGGAAGCGACAGCGGUGGAAUUUGAGAGACGACUCUCCCAACGGUUCGGUCCGCUCAGAGGAUCCUGGUAAUCUGCACAGAGGCAUACAAUAAUUGAGAUAACUUUCGGACCUGUACGUUCGUGGUAAUCCCUGGAUUUUCCACAUGUUAAACUCCUGAUGACAACGUUCUGACAAAAUCCUGACAAAUAUCACCAUUAUUCAUUUUUUUCACGAAGAACUGUUUUAAAAGUUGACGGCUUGUUGUUAUGUGCAUAGCUACCAAAAGACAAUACAAAACAAAAGCAAACAAGUAAGCAUUUGAAAGAAUAAAUCAAAGCAAGAGUAGCGUUACCUUUCACUGCUUAUGCCGCUGUUAAUUUUGACGAUAGUAAACAGUUUGAGCUCUUGUGGUAAAAGAGAAAAUGACUCUAGGCCUAUAGAAUGAACAAGAAUAUAAAUAAAUUGAAACAAUUUAAAUUUAGUCUGAAAAUUUCGCUCAUUCUUGUUUAGACUGUGAGUGUCAGAAAUAAUUUCAGUCCCUACAUAUGCCUCUGUACCCCUUUUUCAUUUGUGUAUAACGUACCGGUAACUAUGUUUCUUGUAUGUUGUCAAGCGUGAUCAUCCUUCGUUUAUCGCCCCUCUGCAUAAUUAAGUAUGUUGCAAUAUGGUGUUGGCACCAUGUUUUCAAUAUUGAAUGGAAUACUGAAUGAAUUAGCAUCAUUCAUGAGAAACAAAACGGAAAAAUACGGCAGGUGUUCCGUUGUCAUAUGAACAAUGGACGACCGGAAACGAUGCUACACUUUAGCCGUGAGCCGAUAUCUCUUCUGGCGUCAGCCGCGCUGUAUUACCCACGUAUAAAAUACGUCGUCAUAUUAAUACCAGUCAUCGGACUGAAUAAAAUAUUCAGUGUAAUGGUUCUCUGCCUUGUCUUUGAUGAUGAAUGAGUCACAUGCUUCUAUUUUUGUCACCUUGAGUUUGAUAUGAUGCUGACAACGCACUUCACACCACAACUGAUGAAGUGAAGAAUGCUAAAGCUUUACAUGAUGUGAAAACAAGCUACAUUGGGGUAAAAUUGAAUACUUGUCACUGUACUACUUAUGAUUCAAAAGAGCAGUUGUAAGAUUUUUUCCUCCAAAGGCACGUGUAACUACAUGUAACCCCUCUGUACGCCGUUUUCAUCUUGGAUUUGUGUGCAAGUUUAUUCCACACGCACGCAACAAGCAAACGCGACUGUCAUGGAGAAAUGAGUGCCAUGGAGACCAUAACGCGCUGUUCGAAAUAGUCGCAACCGCACGCUAGUGAUAACACUACAUCGCCGAGAAGAAAUCCAUCCCAAGGUUUCUCCUCAAUCUACUCAGAGCUGAAUCAAAAGCAGACGAUGGGUCAAGACGUCAUGCCUUUGGGCAUUGCCGGCCCAGGGUUAUCUUCCACUCUACCCCAGCGGGAGCGGGUGUUUCUCCGCGGUCUCUACUCGGACGUCGAGGCCCGGCUCGGCCGCGUAGACUCGGGAAUUGAGGCGUUACGACGCAGGGUCCGGGACUUCGACGGCGUGCUGGACGGCCAGAUACGGCGCUGUGAGUCCGCCGAGGAUCGGGUCAGAUCCCUCCGCGAGGACUUCUCCCGUAUGGACCGUCAGAUCUCGGAGAUGUCUGCCGAGCUGGAAAGCACUUUGGAAGUAAUGGUGGACGACGAGCACAAUGCGAAUGGACAGGAUCUCUCGGAGGAUAUUCAGGGGACUGAUCCCUCACUCAACUGUGACAUUAAGGUGAGUCGGUCUUCCCCGGCAAAUUUAAAUGAGACCAAUGAAACGUGCGUUACAUCCAAACGUAGAAAUGCACGUUAUAGCUCUUCAGAAUCGGGUCAAAUAAUGGAAACCUCCGAAAAUGAAUCUCAAACAAAUGUAACUGGUGCAGAUGCACCGGCGAGUAUAGCCACAGCUAAUACGUCAUCGCAACAUGAUCAAGCUGUGAGCAGCCAUAUUGCGAAUUCGUCACAAUUACCGGACGAGCAGUUCAGCGAUUCUGAAGAACACCAGGUUUCCAGUCCUUAUGAGAAGAAGCAACCAAGGAAUCGACGCCAACCGUGUGAUGGAAACGAGGCAAGCAUUUCGAUUCGUCAGGACAACAGCGCAGUAUCGAUCGGAGUCGUCUGUAAUUUAAAUCAGCCUACCGCAAAUGGGCAAGGCCAAUCAAAACCAGUCGAAAGAAAUCCGACUGAACUGUCACGUGCUGAACAGCGGCUUAUUAAUUUAGCCAGUGAACUGGUUGAAUUCAGGAGCUUAAUCUCGUCUAAAAGAAAAUCCGAGGACGGCUUGGUCGAGCACGCGAGUCUAACGUUGGACAGCGGUGCAGCGGGAACCGAGCAGGGCGAAGGAAGAAAUCAAGGUGUAACGGUGCUUCGAGCAGCCGCAUCUACCGUUAAUAGACUCCAUCAUCCGCCAAAUCUGGGUUCGCAACGAGUGUCUGUCGAAGAGCAUGACAACAGAUACGAAGAAUUCGAUAGAUAUGUGGAAGAGAUAAUCAAGCGCCAUUCCAGUGACUUAUGUCAGGAAUUUAAAGCAAAUGCCCCAACGGACAUUGCGAAGACGUUCGACGACGACGAAGUGACACAAGAACUUGACCAACUUAAGACACAAAGAGAGGAGCGUGUCACUUUGCCCUCUUCCGCAGUCUGUGGGGACGGGAAAUCCGAAACGAACACGACCCAAUGGCCUGCCCCAAAGGCAGAAGAACCGGAUCCAAAGUCUGUAAUAUCGACUGCGGGGGGAUAUACCACUAGUGAGGAAACGGACAGCCCUUGUGAUUCAAGCCCGCGUCAAGACAGGGUGAACAUCGCCUCCUGUAAGACUGGAGCAGCAAGACACUGUUCUUUCGCCUGUGACGAAGAGUGCUGCCACCAAGUUGCGAAAUACAGAUCUGGACACAAGUGUUCAAAUCAUCGCUUCUCACCCGAUGAAGAAACUCGAGAUUUCUGCUGCUGCUGCCUGCGCGACGUGCUUGCCACCUACGUCCGCCAUUUCCUGCAGCUGCUACACUCUCGCGUGACCAAAGAGACCAAGAAGAGGACGAAGACCAGGCGUCGGGACGAGAGCGACCAGGGGCGGGUGAUGGACAGUGACAUCGUCCGCGCACGCGACGCCGUGUUCGGCCGUCUCGGGCUGACCACACCGAUGCUGGAAGUUCUGCUCGAGUUUGACCAACAUCAUCGGGCAAAAUCACGGAGACAGCAAAUCGACCCGGCCCACGUCAGCGAUGACGAAAUCCACCGGUUGCUGGUUACCAUGGGAAUGAGCUGGCACACCAUGAACAACCACUUGCAUGACAACGACUGUGCAUUCAGAAUUGCAAUAGCAACAGUGCACGCUCAAAUGCACCACAUGGACUAGGUGACUGCGUUGUUAAUUUAUUGUUCACACCUGUGCCUCCAAAGGACAGCUGAAAAGUACAUCAUCACAUUACAAAAUACAUUAUGGACAUUAUCCUCCGAACUUAGAGGACUGUGCAAAAGGUAUCCGUUGUCAACACUGAAAAGAAAUGCUCUCAUUCGAGUAAAUGAAUGAGAAACCAUGUAAUUCAUACUGAUUUUUCAUUGUUCAUUUUUCGCACGCCAAUGAAAUUAGAGUGGUCUGGUUUCUUUAAAAUCUUGGAACAGAGAUUACUGAAAUCAAAAUCUGCAACAUUUUUAAAGUACCAUCAAAUUAAUGAUGAUUA